Molecule: messenger RNA, 1422 nt
Organism: Drosophila subobscura
Lineage: Eukaryota; Metazoa; Arthropoda; Insecta; Diptera; Drosophilidae
Product: protein FAM98A
Exons: 1
Coding region: 54-1361 (435 amino acids)
Cellular component (GO): tRNA-splicing ligase complex
Source: RefSeq, a predicted model, not a curated record
ACUCCUCUCUAAUUUAAUUUACAAUUUAAUUGCUUCUCAGCUUAACCUUAAGAAUGGACCUUGAACUGGAUGUGGUGGACUACCUCCAGGCUCUGUCCUACGAUGGCAAUUGCCUACAGCAGGAGGAGCUGGCCAAGGCUUUGGACAACGGCAUCGGCGACGAAGACUUGCGUGCGGUAAUAUUCUGGCUGGCCCACGAACUACAUGUGCUGCGCAAGACGGACGAGCAUGUGACAUCCAGCAAGAAGGACCACGACGAGUUCGCCAUUGAGCUGUCGCUGCUGCUCACAGAGUUGAGCUGCUCCUACAGCAAGCUGGUCUUGGGGCCCGUGUCGGAGCGCUUCGAGAGCCGUGACUCGCUGCUGCAGCUGCUGGACUACCUAACGUCGGAGCUGAUGUUCACCAAGAUUUCGCUGAAGACGCAGCCCAUGGGACCGCCCUGUAAAAAGUCUAAGACUGAGACCGGCGUCGAGACGACGGUGUUGCAGCUAGUGAAGGACCUGCAGCUGGGCGAGUUGCCCAAGAUCAUCAACGCCAAGGCAAUGUUCGAUAAGAUUACACACCGACUGGAGCAGCGCAUUGGUCAGACAAAUCGUGGUGUGCUCAGCGAGCCACUUCUCAGCCUUAAGAAGCCGCUCAGCGAUGUCCAGUGGCGAAUGCUGGAGGCCCUCCACGUUGAUCUAGACAACGAGUACAAUCUUCGUCGCCAAAUGAUGCUCACCCGCCUGGAGGCCACCAUUCAGAGCUUCCAGUGGUCGGAGAGCAUGCGGAAUAGAGAGCACGAGAUCAUGGAACUCUUCCAGUUUAAGCUCAAGGAACUGGAAAACUUGAAGUACGGUGGCAACGAAACCAACAUUGUGGCUCUCUUGGCCGCCCGCGCUGAUUUGGCCGUCAUCGAAAAGACGAGCUCGGCAAAUGUACGCAAGAAUACUGCCUCGAAGAUUCAAAAGCACAUGAUUGGAAGCGUCCCGGAUCGCGGUGGACGCGCCAAUGAGCAUGCUCCGCCUCCACCAGAGAUGCCCUCUUGGCAGCAGCAAAGAGCCAGCGGUCCUCAAGGCAGAGGCGGAGGAGGUGGCGGUGGCCGUGGAGGUGGAAACUUAGGUGGCGGUGGACGUGGCCGCGGAGGUGGUCGUGGAGGCUCGGCAGUUGGUGGUGACAAUAACUGGCAGCAGCAGCAUCGAGAUCGCGACAACAGCCGCGACAGAAAUCGAGAUCAGCAAUGGACCAAUGGCAGUGGACGUGUGCAGGGCUCUGGCUGGAAUCCCCAAGGCGUACGCGAAGUUGGUCGUCCCAGAGGAGGUGGUCGCGGAGGCGGCCGUAGUCGUGUUGGAGGCCAACACCAAGGCGAUGGCUACCAAUAAGCUUUAUGCCCUGCAUAAACUAAUUCCAUGAACUGAUAUUAUAAGAGAUCGAGCCUAUCUA